AUGGGUGCAUAUAUUGUUGGUGUGCUUGUGCCUCUUAUAUUUACUCUCUUAUUUCGGAAUUCCAAAAAUGGAAAAAAACGGGGGUUGCCAGUUGAUGUUGGUGGACAACCUGGGUAUGCAAUCCGAAACUAUCGGUUUACUUCUCCAGUAGAAACAGCAUGGGAAGGUAUCACAACACUCGCAGAACUCUUUGAGCAGUCAUGCAAGCUGCACAGAGACAAGAGACUACUUGGAACUCGGAGAUUGAUUUCGAGGGAGACAGAAAUAUCUGGAGAUGGAAGGUCCUUUGAGAAGGUUCAUUUGGGUGAUUAUGAGUGGUUAAGCUAUGGAAAAGUGUUUGAAGCUGUGUGCAAUUUUGCAUCUGGCUUAGCAAAACUUGGGCACCAAAAGGAAGAACGUGUAGCAAUUUUUGCUGACACAAGAGAAGAAUGGUUUAUUGCACUGCAGGCUUGUUUCAGGCGCAAUGCCACUGUGGUGACCAUAUAUGCAUCUUUGGGGGAAGAAGCUUUGUGUCAUUCAUUGAAUGAGUUAAUUGUUAAGACGCUCAUUGCGGGGAUAGCCAAGGGAGUAGAUAUUGCUACUGCUACUGCUGUCGCUUCUAAUAAUAGUUAUGAUGCUGGUGAUGUUACGCCACUAUUAUUGGUCAUCACAUCAUCGUAA
This is a messenger RNA of Ilex paraguariensis (yerba mate), 660 nucleotides long. The record is from the annotation of a GenBank genome assembly. Lineage: Eukaryota; Viridiplantae; Streptophyta; Magnoliopsida; Aquifoliales; Aquifoliaceae.